AUGGAUGAGGAAAACAUGACGAAAAGCGAAGACCAGCAACCUCUGAGUUUGCAAAAAGCCUUGCAGCAGUGCGAGCUGGUCCAGAACAUGAUCGACCUGAGCAUCUCCAAUCUGGAAGGGCUUAGGACGAAGUGUGCAGCUUCCAACGACCUCACGCAGAAGGAGAUCAGGACCCUGGAGAGCAAGCUGGUGAAGUACUUCAGCCGACAGUUGUCCUGCAAGAAGAAGGUGGCCCUGCAGGAACGCAAUGCUGAGCUGGAAGGCUUCCCCCGGCUCCGCAACUGGUUCCGGAUCGUGGAUGUGCGCAAGGAGGUCCUGGAGGAGCUCUCCCCUGACGAGCUGAGCUUGGAGAACCUCCUGGAGAUGACCGAUGAGCAGGUGUGCGAGACCGUGGAGAAAUAUGGAGCCAACUCGGAAGAGUGCGCCCGGCUCAACGCCUCACUCUCCUGUCUCAGGAACGUGCACAAAUCAGGAGGGAAUCUCUCCAAAGAAGACUGGAUCAUCCAGUGGCCCACCACGGAGUCAGGGCAGGAGAGCAACCCUGUGUGUCCCACGGAGCCCAGCCUCGGAACCCGCCCCUCUCAGAGCCCUAGGCUCCAGACCAAGUGUCCCCAGCAUGUCAGUGACACCAGCUCUAUGCCUGGGACCCCUGUGUACACCCAUGUGGACAGACUCACUGUAGAUGCCUACCCGAGCUUGUGCCCGCCGCCGCCACCCCUGGAAUCAGGUCACCGCUCCCUGCCCCCGUCACCCCGGCAGCGGCACGUAGUCCGCACGCCACCUUGUACUCCGAAUAUUGUCACCACCGUGACCCCGCCUGGCACGCCGCCCAUCAGGAGAAAAACCAAGCUGAAGCCUCCGGGGACGCCACCCCCCUCCUCCCGGAAGCUUAUCCACCUGCUCCCCGGGUUCACCGCGCUGCACAGGAGCAAAUCCCAUGAGUUCCAGCUCGGGAACCGCAUAGAGGAGGCCACCACACCCAAGUGA
Messenger RNA from Apodemus sylvaticus (European woodmouse), 987 nucleotides. Its product is annotated as kinase suppressor of Ras 2-like. Bases 1 to 987 code for a protein of 328 amino acids. The transcript has 4 exons. NCBI's taxonomy places the organism in Eukaryota, Metazoa, Chordata, Mammalia, Rodentia, Muridae. The record is from RefSeq and is a predicted model, not a curated record.